GAGGGUACGCUAUACGGUCUACCCACAAUCAAGGAUAUACAUCCACUAAGUAAAAAGGGUAAGUCCAAGGUCCUAUCGUACCAAACACGAGCAAUAAUAUCCGGUACUACGCAGGUUUCCUCCUAUCCCAGGCCAUACAGAAACCUAGAUCAUCAUCGUCAUCAUCACCAUCAUGAGUGCAGGAAAAUACUUCGAGAAAGCCACAUCUGACGCCCUUCCCGCGUAUGGAGGCGCCUCUGAGGUUCAAUCCGGCCCCAUUGCCGGAGCCUCCAUCGAUCUGCACCGCAAACUCGCAAACCGUCAGAUCCAAUUAAUCGCCAUCGGGGGGUCGAUUGGUACAGCUGUUUUUGUGAGUAUUGGCGGUGCCCUGGCAAAGGGAGGCCCCGGGAGUCUCUUCAUAGCCUACACGGUCUACUCGUGUGUCCUGGCGCUUCUGAACAACUGUAUCGCGGAGAUGUCGACCUACAUGCCCGUUAGUGGGGGGUUCAUCCGUCUGGCGGGGAAAUGGGUUGACGACGCGCUCGGGUUUACAGCUGGCUGGAACUUUUUCUUCUACGAGGCGAUCUUGAUUCCGUUCGAGAUUACUGCUGUCUCGCUGGUGCUGUCAUUCUGGAGGGACGAUAUCCCCGUGGCUGCCGUUUGCGCUGCCUGUAUUGUUCUCUACGCCGCUUGCAAUAUUCUAGCGGUGCGUGCCUACGGGGAAGCCGAAUUUUGGCUCUCGGGCGGGAAAAUUCUUCUAAUUUUGAUGUUGUUCAUGUUCACCUUCGUGACCAUGGUGGGCGGAAACCCACAACACGACGCUUACGGAUUCCGGUACUGGAGCAGCAGCCCCGGGGCCUUUGCCGAAUAUCUGAGCACCAGUGCGCUUGGUCGAUUCGAGGGAUUUCUUGCCUGUGUCUGGUCUGCGGCCUUUGCCUGUGUCGGACCCGAAUACAUUUCCAUGGUUGCCGCGGAAGCCAAACACCCCCGCAAGUAUAUCAAGAACGCAUUCAAAACGGUCUACUGGCGCUUUGGUGCAUUCUUCAUCGGCAGCGCACUUUGCUGCGGUAUCGUGGUGGCAUCCAACGACAAAACCCUCGUCGAGAUUCAGAUCAAUAACGGCGGCGGUUCUGGUUCUGCCUCGGGCUCCCCAUAUGUUAUCGCCAUGGGGAACAUGGGAAUUGAAGGCCUGCCGCAUCUCGUCAACGCCCUCCUGAUCACCUCCAUCUUCUCUGCUGGAAACACCUACACCUACACCGCAACCCGAAUUCUGCACAGUCUCGCGCUGGAAGGCCGCGCCCCACGCCUCCUCUGCAAAUGCACCAAGAGCGGCGUCCCGAUCUACUGCUUCUGCGUCGUGAUCAUCUUCCCCUUCCUCUCCUUCCUGCAGGUCUCCAAUAGCUCCUCGCAGGUCCUCACCUGGAUGAUCAAUCUGGUCACCGCCGCCGGAAUCAUCAACUACAUUAUCAUGGCGAUCACGUAUCUCUGCUUCUACCGCGCCUGCAACGCCCAGCGCUUCGACCGGAACCAGCUCCCCUAUAAAGGCUGGUUCCAGCCAUACAGCGCCUACAUUGGUCUUGCGUGGAUGGUCUGCGUGGUGCUUUGCUACGGAUACUCGGCGUUCAAGCCGUGGAGGGUCGAUUCAUUCUUCACCUAUUAUACCAUGGUGAUUGUGGCGCCCGUUCUCUUUGUCGGGUGGAAGCUUCUCAAGCGUACGAAAUGGCGCAGUCCCUACGAGGUGGAUUUGAUCUGGCAGGCGCCGGAGAUCACAGCCUACGAGGAGGAACUGAGUGUCCAUGAGCCACCAGUGGGAUUCUGGCAGGAGAUGCUGGGUUCGUUGAGGCGCAGACCGUGAGGUUUCUGUUGUUGUAGAUGUAGCGGUUGAGCGCUGCACUGUCUGUCUGUCAUUAGAAUCUGUAUAUAAGUUCAGAGAUACGAGCGUAAAAACCUGCCCCAAAAAAAAUAUAGAUUAA
Molecule: messenger RNA, 1952 nt
Organism: Aspergillus ochraceoroseus IBT 24754
Lineage: Eukaryota; Fungi; Ascomycota; Eurotiomycetes; Eurotiales; Aspergillaceae
Exons: 3
Coding region: 173-1834 (553 amino acids)
Biological process (GO): amino acid transmembrane transport
Cellular component (GO): membrane
Molecular function (GO): amino acid transmembrane transporter activity
Source: RefSeq, a predicted model, not a curated record